Messenger RNA from Peniophora sp. CBMAI 1063, 891 nucleotides. The record is from the annotation of a GenBank genome assembly. NCBI's taxonomy places the organism in Eukaryota, Fungi, Basidiomycota, Agaricomycetes, Russulales, Peniophoraceae.
AUGGCUGUGGAGACUGGCGUUGUCGCGGAAUUUUCACCGCAGACUGUGCCCGUCGGCGAGGGCCCGCCGACGAGAGAGCAGCUUCUGGUCCAUUAUCCGCACAAAUUCACUUGGCAGCAGUUGCGAACCUUCGUUAAUUCUGGAGAUCUGGGUAUGCUGAAGCGUGACAGAACUCUACAACGCCGUUAUGACGACUGGGCGAAGGGGAUCAAGGCCGAAUAUGGGUCGAUGGUGAAUUACCUCCUGACGUACCGUCUUCAGUGGGGGAAACCAGAUACUCGAUCGAGAUUGAAGAGUAGAUUGGAUCUGUCAACCGAUGUCACGACCUCGUUGCAAACUUCGUCAUCACCCGGUGAGACACCCUCGCUACCGACGAUCCCGCCUGGCGCCCCGGCCCACUUCACCGCUGAUAUCUCCCCGGAACUCAUCAGUAUCAUUCAGAAUGACUGGCCGUACUCGGUACCACCAAACAUCGAACACACACUAGUGUGGACCGUUACGGGUGUUAUGCCGCCCAACAUACCCGAGUCCAUCCGACCCCGUCUCUAUCAGGACGGCCUCUGGGGUUUCACCGGGUACAGGAAAAGCUCGCCACCUCCCUCGCCUUCGCUUCUCCCGAAGUGUCUACCAGCCUUGGCAGAAUGGGGAGUUACGGAGGAUAAGUUGAUUCGCAGCCCCAAGGGGACUGAGGAGGAAGAGGCGGCCGUGCGCGAAGCUGGCAAGGAGAUCCAGACCUUCGUAGAGCGCCGCUGGCCCGUUAAGGCAUGGGAGACGGCAUGGUUUGUCAACCCACCUCGGCUGCAGAGCGUACCGGGACUAGCGCACAUACAUGUCUUCGCCCGGUACAAGGACGAGGCCGAACAGACCGAAUGGGAUGCCGAGCGUGCAUGA